Ostrinia furnacalis (Asian corn borer) is the source of this 2707-nucleotide messenger RNA. RefSeq names its product dnaJ homolog member 17 (gene DnaJ-17). Bases 105 to 1832 code for a protein of 575 amino acids. Gene Ontology annotation, biological process: cristae formation. NCBI's taxonomy places the organism in Eukaryota, Metazoa, Arthropoda, Insecta, Lepidoptera, Crambidae. The record is from RefSeq and is a predicted model, not a curated record. The transcript is spliced from 13 exons.
CUCUGUGUCUGUGGCUCUGUGCUCAAGUUGUCAGUUGCCGACAAGAGGACUUUGUAUUUUAGUUGUUUUUAAAUUAAAACUUACACUAUUUAUUUGUACUAAAAAUGGAUGACGAAGGAGAAAAUAUAUUGCUAGAAGAUAACUACUAUCAGCUGUUAAAUGUUUCCAAGACGGCAACACCAGAAGAAAUAAAUAGCGCAUAUCGCCGGUUCUCGCGUAUGUUUCACCCUGACAAACACAGCACAGAUCCUAACAAGCAAAAAUGGGCUGAACAAAUAUUCAACAAAGUGAAGGAGGCAUAUGAGGUGCUUUCAGACUCGCAUAAGCGAGCCAUCUAUGAUACAUUAGGAAAGCGCGGCUUGGAAGUAGAUGGUUGGGAAGUAAUUUUCCGUACUCGCACUCCAAGAGAAAUACGAGAGGAAUAUGAAAGGUUAAAGAGAGAAAGAGAAGAGAGAAGACUUCAGCAGAGUGCAAACCCACGAGGCACUAUAACCCUGUCGGUCAAUGCUACUGAUUUGUUUAUGAAAUAUUAUGAUGAAUAUGAAAUUCUGGAAGACACAACAAUCAUUCCCAGUAUUGAAGUAUCCGGGAUGAAUAUUCAGCAAUCCAUUGAUGCUCCUGUCACUUUAAGAAACACUAUGACAUUAUCUGGAAAUAUAUCCACUCAGAACGGAAUAGGUACCGGAUCGGUGAAUAUGUGUAACCGUCAUUUAAGUUCAGAGAAAGGUUGGACAGAGGUGGAGCUUGGCAUUGGUAAUGGACCAUUGUUAGGAUUUAAAGUGUUUCGCACCUUGUCUCGUCUAAUGUUCUUAAACUGCGGAACUGUUUUACAGUUUACACCUAGAGGAAUAUCACCGAGUCUGAUAUCAACUAUGGCACUUCAGUUGGAUGCGCAUUCUGUUGGGUACCUCACAUAUCGGGCGGGUGGUCAAGGUGGUUCCUCAAUGACAUCCAUAUAUGUGCGGGAUUCUGAGAAAUACCACACGAAUACCGCCAUUCAGAUUGGCAACCCUCAUUCUUUCAUAUCAUUCAAUGUUAUGCGGAAGCUGCCUCAGCAUGACAUGAAGUUGCGGUUGGCUCUCAAGUUUGGUACAUUUGGGGCAAUUGCUGAAUAUGGGGCCGAGAAAAAAGUGUCACAAAACAGUAGCGUCUCAGCUGCAGUCAUGUUAGGCGUACCUAGUGGAGUAAUGCUCAAAUUGAAAUGGACUUGUUCGUCGCAAACCAUAGUCGUCCCCAUCCAUCUAUGCGAAGAAGUGAUGCCAUCGCCAGUGUUUUACGCGACUGUCUUGCCAAUCGUCUCCUGGCUGGUUCUCAAGAAACUGGUACUGGAUCCGAUCGCCAGGGAGCGGCAGGAGCGCGAGAGACAGCGAUCUAUGGAGGCCAAUUAUGAAAGGUUGCAAGAAAUGCAGCGGCAGGCGAGAGCAACCGUAGAGUUGAUGAGAGAGACCUACUCCAGGAUCAGGAGCGAUGAGGAGAAGAAGAAGGGAUUAGUUAUUAUAAAGGCUGUGUACGGAAAAUUGCCUUCAGGUGCGACUAGCCACGAGGUGUCGGCAGAGCAGACGGGCGACGGCGUGGCGCCAGAGUCGCCGAGUCCCUACAGCGAGGUGAUCGACGUCACCAUCCCCAUACAGUGCCUCGUCAAGGACUCCCGACUGGAACUGCUGGAGGCUAGCAAGUCGGAGCUUCCAGGGUUCUACGACCCGUGCGUGGGCGACGACAAGCACCUCACCAUCCAGUACAUGUUCCACAACAAUCUGCACUGCUGCACCGUCGCCGACACACAGGCCCUCGUCCUGCCGCGCAACAAUCAUAGGAUAAAGAAUAGGUCCUGAAAAUUAAGAUCCCAGCGGUGCACGCGACCACAGCGCGCAAACGGCCUCCGAUCAGGCAACUGAGCGCAUCGCAUCGCAGGCAUCGAUACACGACGUACCGGAAUCCAGAAUACUGUUGUGGCUACUCAGUGGACUGAAGGCAGCUAGUAGAACAUUCCAUUUUAAACACAGGUUAACAAGAAUCUUAUUCAAUUGUAAGUUUUUUCUUCAAUAUUCUAUUAACAUAACGUCACUUCGUUGUUAUUUUCUGCGAAGGAUUGUCUUAGCUGUCUACACAAUGCAGGUCAAGUUCUGUCAAGAGCACACAAUAUUUAUGAUCCUUGUUCAAUCUGCACGAUCAGCCUUUAUUUCAUUAAUAUCACUACGAGUAUCACUAAAAGUCAUAGCGUAUGAUUACUUAAAUUUCUUAAAAAACACAAAAUCGACAUAAAAUAAAGGGAAAAUUGGCACAGCAUGGUCCAUAUCUGAACCUAGCCUGUUUCUGUAGGAACUAGCGGAAAGAAGGUUUUCUAUGAGGGAGCUAUUGAUAUCUGAGCUGGCUUCGGUGACAGCACGGAAUUAAUUUAUGUAUAUUCACUUGUUUUAUAUUCGUCAUAGCCAUCAAAGAAACAGCCAUGGCCAAAUUUCAUAAAUUUUUAACAUGCUGUUGCUACGCUGUUAAAGGCUAAAGGAAAAAUGCCCCUUUACCUUUUAUUCAAUUAGGUUUAUGUAUAAUAUUAUGUAGCCGGACUGAAAUACAAUAUACUACUAUAUUAUACCUGCGAAUGUGGUCAACCGUUGUUUCCGAUAUUCACCUUAAAAAGAAGUAUGAAAACAUAUUUAGCGUAGGAUAAAUUAAAUUUAAUUCAUAAAGCUUAGUGCUCUUAUAUUUUACA